Molecule: messenger RNA, 1233 nt
Organism: Cryptomeria japonica (Japanese cedar)
Lineage: Eukaryota; Viridiplantae; Streptophyta; Pinopsida; Cupressales; Cupressaceae
Exons: 7
Coding region: 1-1233 (410 amino acids)
Biological process (GO): proteolysis
Molecular function (GO): aspartic-type endopeptidase activity
Source: RefSeq, a predicted model, not a curated record
AUGGACUCUGUACCAAGAACUGUAGAUGGGAAUAUUAGUCUGAUUAAUAUCAAUCAAGUCAAUAUGUCAGAUUCUAAAGAGAUGUUCCCUAAUGAAGAUAAGGUAGAUGACCACUGCGGGCACCUAGAAAAAGUUUUGAACAAAGCUCUGGAGUUUGGUGUUUCUUUAAAUCCAAAAAAGUGUCAUUUUGUAGUUACUGAAGGGAAGUUUCUUGGGCAUAUUGUCUCCAAGGAAGGGGUUAGAAUAUACCUUGAAAUGGUUGAAGCCAUAAACAAUGUACCUGAGCCAAAGAAUGUCAAAGGCAUUCAAUUUUUCUUGGGCAAGGUGAAUUUUGUUAGAAGGUUCAUUGCCAACUUUGCUGAAAUAGUCAAGCCUAUUGUUAGAUUGCUUAAGAAAGAUACAAAGUUUUAUUGGGAUGAGGAAGCUGCAAAGGCUUUUGGUGAAAUUAAAAAGGCUAUUCAGGAGGCACUAGUGUUGAAGUCCCCUAAUUACAAUAAGCCCUUUUCAUUGUUUUCUUUUGCUUCUUAUCAUACAGUAGCUACAACCCUUCUUCAAAAGGAUGUUGAAGGAUAUGAACACCCUAUUGCUUUUCAUAGUAAAUCUCUACAAGCUGCAGAGCUGAAAUAUGAAAUCAUGGAGAAGAAAUCAUAUGCUCUUGUUAAAGCUAUCAAAGCAUUUAGGCCAUAUCUUGUGAAUGCAAAAGGUAUCCCCACGUCCCCAGCCCAAUGCCCUGACCUUACUCUGGUUCAGGAAAGCGGCGAGUUGGGGGCUGAGCAUCAGGGUAUGGUUAUUGAGACUGCAGGUGUGUUGUGUGAUAUUCCUAUCUCUGUGCUUUUUGACUCUGGUGCUUCAGAUUCUGUUAUUUCUUCAUCCAUUGUGGAGCAGUGUGGACUCAUGUCUACUAAGCAGAUCGAGGAUGGGAAGCUUUCCAUGGAGCCCAUGCGAAUUCUUCAGUGUCAAGAUUUGACCCUCAAGGGUCAUACCAUUGACCAGUUUAAUACUAGAUGUGAGAAGAGGAAGGGUGAGAAGCCCCACAAGGAUCCAGUUGUGGUGGAGGAAGAAUUAAAGCAAGAAAUGGCCAAUGAGCUCAAGACCAUCACACCUGAGCAAGGAAGAGACAUGGUAGUAAAGGAAUGGACAAGAAAGUACACAAUGCUGGAUGUAGAGCAGUUAGAAGAGGUUGCAACAGAACCACAAGCAGAGGAGGCUACAGAUGCUGAAAAGGACUUGUAA